Messenger RNA from Mercenaria mercenaria, 3035 nucleotides. Its product is annotated as heat shock 70 kDa protein 12A-like. Lineage: Eukaryota; Metazoa; Mollusca; Bivalvia; Venerida; Veneridae. The transcript is spliced from 8 exons. Gene Ontology annotation, molecular function: ATP binding; ATP-dependent protein folding chaperone. The record is from RefSeq and is a predicted model, not a curated record. The coding region runs from base 91 to 1836 and encodes 581 amino acids.
AUUUUAAGCAAACUAGAGUUUUUAGGAAAGGGAAGUAAAUUAUAAAAUUAUCGAUUGCAAAUACUUGGUAAUAUUGAAAAGAGACCCAAUAUGGGCGACUACAAGACAAAGCUGGUAAUUGCUGCUAUAGAUUUCGGAACAACUUACUCCGGAUAUGCAUAUUCCUUUCGACAUAUCUUAAAAAAGGAUCCAUUAAAGACAUACGAAAACAUUUGGACAGACGAUAAUGGCAAGUUACAGACAUCUAAAGCGCCUACUACUGUCCUUUUUGAACCAAAUGGGGAAUUCCACUCGUUUGGAUAUGAGGCGGAAAAAAAGUAUGCCGACUUAGCUGAUGACGACGAACAUCAUGGAUGGAAGUACUUCAAACAUUUCAAGAUGAACUUGCAUGGACAAACACGUCUGAAACGCAACUUAAAACUGAGAGAUGAUCAGGGGAAAAAGAUGUUGGCUAUAGAUGUUUUCGCUGCAGCAAUCAAGUUCCUUAAAGAACAGCUUUUUGAACAGUUAACGUUAAAGGUGAAAGAUAUGGAAGAAACUGAUAUUUACUGGGUUAUAACUGUUCCAGCAAUUUGGCAAUACAGUGCAAAACAGUUCAUGAAGGAGGCAUCUCUAAAAGCUGGUAUACCAGCUGAUCAGUUUACAUUCGCACUCGAACCAGAAGCAGCGGCGAUUUAUUGCAAGCAAUACGAAGCGUCUAAAUGUGUGGACGAAGAUGGAACAACAACCAUUAAAUCUUUUGCGCCUGGCUCACAGUUCAUGGUUCUGGAUCUUGGAGGUGGCACUGUCGAUAUAACAUCGAGUGAAGUUCAGGCAGAUGGUGCGUUGAAGGAACUGUACCCUCCAAGCGGCGGACCAUGGGGUGGAACUUUGGUAGAUCGAGAAGUAUACGACUUCUUUGAAGCCGUUCUUGGGAGCGAUGUCUGGGAAAUGUUCAAAUCCACAAAGAAGCUAGAUGCCCUUGAACUUGCUGCAACGUUAGAAAUGAAAAAGAGGCAAUGUAAGGCGAAGUCAUCAGAAGAAAUUACAAUAUCUCUGCCAAAUUCCUUAUAUACUUUGUAUCACAAAAUCAAAGGCAAGGAUCUACAAAGCGAUUUGGGAAUAGGUCAGUUUGUCAAGACGGUUAGAAUGAGAAAUGAUAAACUCCGUGUUGGGAAUGACAAAUUUAAAGAACUGUUUGAAAAUGCCAAACUCUUGUUGCUUGAACAUUUGGAAGAACUUUGUGAUAAACCAGAACUGAAAAAUGUAUCUACGUUGAUGAUGGUCGGUGGAUUUUCAGAGUCGCCGAUCAUGCAUAAGGCAGUUAUGGAAGCUUUUCCAAACAAGCAUGUGAUCAUACCGCAGGAAGCAGGAACCAUAGUAAUGAGAGGGGCAGUUAUAUAUGGUUUCAAGAAAGAAAUAAUUCAUUCGAGAAAAAUACCAUUUUCGUAUGGUAUUUCUUCAGCGGUUCCAUUUGACCCGAGAAAACAUCCGGCAUAUAUGAAACGUAUGAAUGGCUUCGGUUUCGAAAGAGCUGAGGAUGUUUUUCACGAGUUCGUCAGAAAAGGACAAACGGUGAUUCAGGGUGAAACGAAGAUUCGACAUUCUUUUAUGACAUCAAAUGAUGAUACUGCUUCUGUUGAAAUUUAUCAGACACCGGCAGACAAAUUGCCAGAUACCAGUUACACAUUUUGGCCGGAAUUUGAGAGAAUCGGAGAACUAAGUCUUGUUCCAAAGAAAGAUGGAAGACAACAAAUUGAUGUUACAAUGUCUUUUGGUGGUAUUGAGUUAGAGGUGGAAGCUAAAGAACACGGGACGCAGAAUAAAGUGAUUGCAAAGUUUGAUUUUCUUACGUAAACAAAUUUAUUUGUGCACAUUUAUCGUACCUCGACUGGAACCUCUGUAUCCAGAGUGUAUUAUUUUCCCAACAACCAUGAACAAAGACAUUCAUAUACUAAAUGGCAUAUACUGCAGAACAGAAAAGCCACUUAAAGUGAAAAAAUAUGUCUGAGCGAUAACUAUGUAUUUUUCUCUAUUAGAAACGCUGUUUUAUUAAUCACUUAUUGAUAAGUAAGAGCAGUAUUUUAUUUUCAUGUCAAUGAUGUUAUGGAAUAUGCGGUAAAUGAAGACAACAGAUUGUUAAGAUAUUUGACCCUGGUGUUUCAAAUAAGUAACUAAUGUACAAUGUUAGUCCGUCUGUUGCUGUUACAACUUGUAUUGUUGUUAUUGAUGGAGUGUUGUACUGUCUCAUGAUUAAUUGAAAAAAUAACGCUUAUACCUCAUUCUGAACGCCUCGUACAAAAAACUAAAAACAACAAACAACAAAACAACAACAAAAAAUAAAAACAAUAAAUAUGAAUAAGAUCAUACUGUAUUUAUAAAAUUUGUUCAGUAUUAGGGAGUAACUGUUGAUUUGCUAUAUUUUAUAAUUAUAUAUUGUUAUCCUACAUAACACGAUAACAUACAUUGUACAUUAUUUAUACUUCUAACAUUUUUUUCCUGACACGUAAUUCAUUUUUGCUUUAAUUUCACAUUUCACCAAAAUGUAAAUAAGAUGGUCAUUUGUUUUCUUUGUUUUCGUUUAUAUGUAUAUACAUUAUACGCACAUGACUUACUAUUUGCAGGUGUGGUUUCGGAAAAGCAUUUAUAUUUAAUGCCAAAACAUUCAAUAUUUUGUUUAAAUGUUAAUCACUUGAAUGGCGCAUAUAUAUUUGAAAAAAUAAGCUGCACAACAAGCCGAUUCAUUAAAUUGAUUUGUACAGGCAUGAUCAUCAUUGUAGUAUAUAUUUUUUAUUUUCUUGAUACUUGUUCAAUAGGCAAGACCAUUGCUAUAACGAAACAUUUUUACAGAAUGAAACUAAUGACUGAACUUUGUCUGUCUUAAAUCAUUUCAAAAGUAGAUAAGUAUAAAUUCUGUAGUAAUUUAAAAAAUAAAAAUGAAUAUUUACGCAGAAAUACAUACAUUUCUGUAGGGUAAAAAAUGUCGAGUAAACGAUCGAAAUAGUAUUCGUACGAAAACCCUUUCAAAGCCUAGAAAAUAAACAUACAAAGUAAUA